This is a messenger RNA of Branchiostoma belcheri (Belcher's lancelet), 1305 nucleotides long. Its product is annotated as zinc finger protein 37 homolog. The transcript has 2 exons. Gene Ontology annotation, molecular function: RNA polymerase II transcription regulatory region sequence-specific DNA binding; DNA-binding transcription factor activity, RNA polymerase II-specific. The record is from RefSeq and is a predicted model, not a curated record. Gene Ontology annotation, biological process: regulation of transcription by RNA polymerase II. Gene Ontology annotation, cellular component: nucleus. Bases 124 to 1305 code for a protein of 393 amino acids. NCBI's taxonomy places the organism in Eukaryota, Metazoa, Chordata, Leptocardii, Amphioxiformes, Branchiostomatidae.
UCUCUUCCGCCAUUUUGGCUAAACCGAAAGGUUGUUUUUCUCUCGGAUAACGUGAUUUUCAACACAUUUGAUCGCUGUGGUAAAAGUACAGCUUUGUGAAAAUACAGUUCCUAGUAAUUGGAAAUGGCAACCUGUGGGAUUCCUGUUGAGGAACUUCCUGAUGAAAACCCUGAGAAGGAGACCAACAGCAGAGAGGGCCAGGCAACAGACACAGGAAGGCAGCAGGACAAGGAAAGGGAGAGUCCAUGUGAGGAAACCUGUACUACUGUGGGCUCUAUCCUGCCUACUCAUGAAACAAAUAACAGAGAGGGCCAGACAAGAGACACAGGAAGGCAACAGGACAAGGAAAGGGAGAGUCUAAGUGAAGCAACCUGUACUAGUGUAGGCUCUAUUCUGUCUGCUUAUGAAACAAAUAACAGAGAGGACCAGACAAGAGACACGGGCCUAGGAAGGCAGCAGGACAAGGAAAGAAAGAGUCCAUGUGAGGAAACUUGCAAUGUAGUCUCUGAGAGUAAAGAGGACAUGGCAAGAGGAACUAGUAGCCAACAGAAUGAGAGGAAAGAAAAAGACAAUCUGUUUGAAGGAACAAACUGUUUCAAUUUCAAUUCCCCCCAAGCUGAUACAGAAGCCUCCUCGCAUACAAGCGAACAGCCUCCUGCAGGGUACAGGAUCGAAAGUGUUGCAAAACCACCGAAAGGCCCGCCGUACAUAUGUGUGGAGUGUGACUACAGGGCACCGAACGGUUUCAGCCUCACCGAGCACGUGAGGAUUCACACGGGUGAGAAACCGUACAAGUGCGAUCUUUGUGACUUCUCAACUGCCUGGAAGACCAGUAUAGACAUGCACGUUCGGAAACACUCGGGGAAGAAACCCUACGUCUGCACGGAGUGUGGGUACAGCACGACUUACCGUGUCCACCUCACGAGGCACAUGAUAACUCACACUGGCCAGUAUCCCUACAAGUGUAACCUGUGUGGCUUUUCUACCGCUAGGAAGAGCAACCUCAGCGAACACAUGGCCACACACACGGGUGAGAAAAAGCACAAGUGUGACAAGUGUGGAUACAGGACUGCUCACAAGCAUGGACUAAACAGACACAUGAAAACACACACAGGCGACAAUCCUUACAAGUGUGACCAGUGCGACUAUUCAGCUGUGCAGAAAAGGGACUUGGAUGUACACAGGUUUAAACACACGACUAAUGGAGGGAAAUGCUGUGUGUGUGAGGAGUGUGGGCACAGGGCAGCUGACAUGGGAGACCUUAAUAAACACAAGAGGAAGCACAAAAUGAUCAACUUGCUGUAG